Messenger RNA from Rotaria sordida, 759 nucleotides. Lineage: Eukaryota; Metazoa; Rotifera; Eurotatoria; Philodinida; Philodinidae. The record is from the annotation of a GenBank genome assembly.
AUGAGUAUACAUACUCAAUUAGAAGAUUUGUCCAAUGAAAUAUUCUUUGAAAUAUUUGAUUAUUUACAUAUGUUUGAUAUUUUUACUGGUUUUAGUUUAUUGAAUAGACGAAUAUCAUCUAUUUUACAAUCAAUUCCACUUCAUAUUGUAAUUACAAAUGAAUAUUAUCGUCGUCAUAUUGAUUUUCUUUCUUCUCAUCUUACUUUUCAUGAACAUCAAGUUAUUUCAAUAAAUAUAUCGGAUAUUAUUCGUGAUGAUUCAUAUAUAAUUAGGUUAUUAUUUAAUCGCCAUAAUUUUCCUAAUCUAAAAUCAUGUAAACUUCUAUCAAUUGAUUCAAUGACUAAACUUGGUGAUAUUAUUAAACAAAUAGAAAGUUUUAAUAGACUUGUUAUACUUGAAAUUUUCCAACCAGAUCAUCAGGACUUGAAUGAAAAUAAUAAUGAUGAAUUGACUCAAAUAAUAUUAACACACAAAUCAUCUUUUCUUCGUUCAGUUGACCUUCAAUAUCCUUAUCAUUACUUAGAUCUAUCAAAUUAUCGAUGUAUACCUUCAAAUCUUACAUCACUUAAUAUACGGAUUGCUGGAUCACCUUCAAACGUAUCUGUUCAUUCAGUUAUACGAGUUUUUCGUCUUUGUCAUCAAAUAAAAUAUUUGUGCAUUGUAUUAUAUAAUGAAAAACGUUUUAAAAACGAUAAUACUAAGUAUAUUUCAAAUUAUCUAUCAUCUGUGAUUGAAAAUGAUCUACCAAUAUUAUCAUAA